AUGGGAGGUGUAGAGCAUGAAGAUCCACCCUUAAAACGCAUGAAAGUGUCGUCUGAAGAAUCAGACAGUUUUUCCAGCAGUGCAUCAAUUAGAGAACGAGCUAGGUGCUUAUCGAAUGAUACAAUGGCUCGACCCCUAGAAUCUCAAGGGGAUGACGAGGUUGUUGGUGUAAAAGGAGUUGUUAAGAAAGUUGAACUUGUAAGAAUUAUUGCUGAGGCUUUAUAUUCUCUUGGUUAUGAAAAGACAGUAGCACAUCUACAGGAAGAGUCAGGGAUACCUUUGCACUCUGCUGUUGUUAAUUUGUUUGUGCAGCAAAUUAUUGAUGGUGAAUGGAAUGAAAGUCUAGCCACAUUACAUAACAUUGGUCUAAUGGAUGAAAAUAUUGUCAAGUUGGCAUCUUUUGUAAUAUUGGAGCAAAAGUUUUUUGAACUUUUGGAAGGAGAAAAAAUCAUGGAUGCUUUGAAGACACUGAGAACUGAGAUUGCACCUCUGUGUGUACAUACUAAUAGGCUUCAUGAGCUUUCUUCUUUAAUUGUGUCUCCAUCACAAACUGCUCUUGAUGGAACUUCUGCUCAUCGGUUAAGGAUCAGGUCACGCAAAAAAUUACUGGAGGAAUUGAAAACUUUGCUGCCCUCUACGGUGAUGAUUCAAGAAAAACGAUUGGUGCUUCUUGUUGAACAGGCUCUUGACUUGCAAAGGGAUGCUUGCAGGUUUCACAACUCCGUGGUUGAGGAAAUGUCGUUGCUCACUGAUCAUCAGUGUGGAAGAGACCACAUUCCUUCUCAAACUUUACAGAUAUUACAAGAACACAGUAAUGAAGUUUGGUUCUUGCAAUUUUCUCACAAUGGAGAAUACUUGGCUUCGUCAUCCAGUGAUUGUCUAGUGAUUAUAUGGGAGGUAAAACUGGAUGGUCAAAUAUCCUUGAAGCAUAGAUUAUCUGGUCACCAGAAACCUGUCUCCUAUAUUUCAUGGAGCCCUGAUGAUCAUCAACUUCUUACUUGUGGAGUAGAAGAGGCUGUUAGAUGUUGGGAUACUGCAUCUGGAGAAUGCCUCAAUGUAUAUGAAAAAAGUGGCCUCGGUUUGAUCUCUUGUGCAUGGGCACCGGAUGGGAGAAGGAUAUUUUGUGGCGUUACUGACAAAAGCAUCUGCAUGUGGGAUCUGGAAGGGAAAGAUGUAAAAUGUUGGAAAGGGCAAAAAACUAUUAGAAACUCAGACUUGGGGAUCUCUAGUGACGGGAAACAGCUUAUUACUGUUUGUAAAGAAAAUAUGAUAUCAUUGUUUGGAUGGGAAUCAAAUUCUGAGAAAUUCAUUGAGGAGGAUCAAACUAUAAUUUCAUUUGCUUUAUCUAAUGAUGGUAAGUUUUUGCUAGUUAGCCUAUCGAACCAAGAACUCCAUCUGUGGAAUAUAGAUGGGAGUGUAAUGCUAGUAGCCAAAUACAAAGGUCACAAGCGUUCUCGUUUAGUUGUGAGGUCUUGUUUUGGUGGCCUACAGCAAGCAUUUAUUGCCAGCGGAAGUGAGGACUCACAGGUUUAUAUAUGGCACAGGGUCUCAGGAGAGCUAAUUUUAACUUUGCCUGGACAUUCUGCGGCUGUCAAUUGUGUUAGCUGGAAUCCAGCUAAUCCUCAUAUGCUGGCUUCUGCAAGUGAUGAUCGGACUAUUCGCAUAUGGGGCUUAAAUCAGGUUGAUAAACCUGUUAUGAAGAAGUUUAGUGUUGACGUAACCUCUAGUCCUUGCUCAAAUUGCCUGGCUAAGUAG
This is a messenger RNA of Fraxinus pennsylvanica, 1755 nucleotides long. The record is from the annotation of a GenBank genome assembly. Lineage: Eukaryota; Viridiplantae; Streptophyta; Magnoliopsida; Lamiales; Oleaceae.